Messenger RNA from Salmo salar (Atlantic salmon), 9299 nucleotides. NCBI's taxonomy places the organism in Eukaryota, Metazoa, Chordata, Actinopteri, Salmoniformes, Salmonidae. The record is from RefSeq and is a predicted model, not a curated record.
AGGGUAGGGGUGCUGGAGGCGCUGUGGCAAAGCAGUGUCGAUAAGAGAGAGAGAGAUAAAGAGAGAUUGAUGGAGAGAGCGGGAGAGUGAACAGCUCUAUGUAAACAGGGUGUCAGAAAAGAAAGUGCAGGGACGUUUUCAGCCUGCUAAGGCUGGGAAAAUAAUCACAUACGAUCUGCAAAGCAACACUCACUAGGGCAGAGAGAGAAACGGAGAGAAGAGAGAGACAGGGAGGAAACUGAACAGAGAGAGUCGGUGACAGUGAAAGAGACAGAGAGUGAAAGAGAGAGACAGAGAGAGAGGAAGCUAUAUAGCAACAGAGCGAAGGAGAGGAACUAAGCAAAAGGGAGAGAGAGGAAAAAAAGCUUAAUUAAUUCAGGCUGAAUGGGAGGGAGGGAUGUUGCUGCCUCUGCCGGGGCUCCAGUGCCUUUGCUGUGCCUCUCUGUGUAGCUGGAGCUGUGUAGCUGGAGCUGUGUUGUGUAGCUGUGGCUCUGCUCUUUGUAGCUAUAGCUGCCUGUUUGUGUUGUGAGGGGCUCGCUGCUCUGCUCACGGGGGAAGGGAGAGCAACCUAUGCCCCGGGCAGCUUGGAACGGACUGCCUAUCAACCCAUACUGAAGGAAGGAACACGCACACAGACAGCAAAACUACUGGGAUGGGCAAAGGUCAAUAUAGGUCAUUGGUGCAGUAGACCUGCUAAGGGACCCUGUGUGGAUUGACUGUGGGCUGUGGACAUAUCACUUCCUACCAGAGAUGAGGGGAACAGCUUGAGUCUGACGUCAGAGAGCGGGAAAGACCUAGAGACCUGUCUCUAGCUGGACCUCCAUAUCACAUACUGCCGUCAUUAUCCCCCUUCCCCCACACCACCAUCACUGGCAUCUGUUUCUACCACCACCUCCACUCACUGGGAAGGAUUUGGGAUGACAGUUAACCUCCUCAGCUCUAUCUCACUCCUCCUCACCACCCAGGGAUAACCAGCACUAGAACCUCUGUACCCUGAGAGGCACACUACCACCCUCCCUCACCUCCCCCCAGCUGGCAUCAUGAUGGGAGAUGGAGUUGGGAACUGGGAGUGUCUGAGUCCGUCUGAGUUUGGUCAGCUGCAGCAGUACAGCGAGUAUUCCACCAAGAAGCUGAAGGAUGUUCUGGAGGAGUUUCACGGUGAAGGAGUCCUCUCCAAGUACAAUCCUGAGCAGAAGCAAGACGUUCUCAACCAACCCAUAGACUAUGAGGGUUUCCAGCUCUUCAUGACCACAUACCUGGAGAACGACAUCCCUGAGGAACUGUGUCAGCACCUGUUCACCUCCUUCAAGAGCAAGACAGGGGGCUGCUCUCCUGAGGUGCCCCGUGCUGGUGCAGGACUGCUGGAGCCACGUUCCAUUGAUGCAGGCAUCUCUAUACAGACUGAAGUGGCCUGUGCCCCCAUAACAGGAAUGAAUGGGAAGAGCAUCCUGACAGCAAUGGGCCGGCACACGCCAGAGCAUUCCAUUGUGAUGGCCACAUGUUCAGGUGCCGUGUCUACCUCUCCCUGCUCCUCCCGUUCCUCCUCACAGCGCUCUGGGACAGGGGCCCACACACCCAGGGGUUCCUACCACUCACCUGCCUGCACCCAAGCCAAACUCUCCACAGGUAGCAGUAGUAAUGCUCUGACCCCCACCCCAGCCAAGUCCCCAGCCUCCCCUCGCCUCUCCCCAGAGAGGAUCAGAACGGAGAAGAGGAGGAGUCCGUCACCCCAGAAGGGCUCCCCCUUACCCUCCCCCCAGGUGGUGUUUCUGAAGGACAUUGUGUGUUACCUGUCCCUGCUGGAGAGGGGCACACCAGAGGACAAGCUGGAAUUCAUGUUCCGGCUGUACGACACAGAUGGCAAUGGAGUACUGGACAGCUCGGAACUGGACCGCAUCAUCAAUCAGAUGGUCCACGUGGCAGAGUACCUGGAAUGGGACUCUACAGAGCUGCGACCAAUCCUGAAGGAGAUGAUGGAAGAGAUAGACUAUGACCGAGACGGAACAGUCACUCUGGAGGAGUGGAUCAGAGGAGGCCUCACCACCAUCCCUCUGCUGGUCCUGCUGGGUAUGGAGACGAAUGUGCAGGAGGAUGGGCAGCAUGUGUGGAAACUAAAGCACUUCAACAAGCCAGCCUACUGUAAUUUCUGCCACACCAUGCUGCUGGGAGUCCGCAAGCAGGGUCUCUGCUGCUCUAUAUGCAAGUACACAGUCCAUGAACGCUGUGUAUCCAAAGACAUCGCUGCCUGCAUCAGCACCUACGCCAAGUCCCGCAGACACACUAAUGCUAUGCAGCACGUGUGGAUGGAGGGAAACUCUCCCACUAAGUGCGACCGCUGUCACAGAAGUAUCAAGUGCUACCAGGGCUUAACGGGCCUACACUGUGUGUGGUGUCAGAUCACUCUCCAUAAUAAGUGUGCGUCCAACAUGAAACCGGAGUGUGAUGGAGGAGCCCUUAGAGACCACACUCUACUCCCAUCCUACAUCUGCCCUGUAGUCCUGGACCGUCAUUCUGUCAUGAAGCGGGGUGAAGGGGACUCCCCGCCCAGCACCAGCCCUGACGACCCGAGUCAAAGCUUCAAAUUCACAGGAGACGGACAAGCACUGCAGAUCACUCCUCUCCCAGGCACACAUCCCCUCCUGGUCCUGGUCAACCCAAAGAGUGGCGGGAGACAAGGGGAACGGGUAUUGAGAAAGUUCCAGUACCUACUGAACCCCAGACAGGUGUACAGUCUAGACCGAGAGGGACCCAUGGUGGGGCUCAACUUCUUCCAUGAUGUCCCUGAUUUCCGGGUGCUGGCGUGUGGAGGGGAUGGGACAGUGGGAUGGAUCUUAGACUGUAUUGACAAGGCCAACUUCACCAGAGAUCCCCCUGUGGCCAUCCUCCCUCUGGGCACAGGGAACGACCUGGCAAGAUGCCUACGCUGGGGUGGAGGUUAUGAAGGAGGCAGUCUUCUGAAGUUCCUGCGGGACAUAGAGCACAGCACAGAGAUGGUUCUGGACCGAUGGAACAUCGACAUCGUCCCUGUAGACAAGGAGGAGAAGGGAGACCCUGUCCCCAACAGCAUCGUCAACAACUACUUCUCCAUCGGAGUGGAUGCGUCCAUCGCUCAUCGCUUCCACUUGAUGAGAGAGAAGCACCCAGAGAAAUUCAACAGCAGAAUGAAGAACAAGUUGUGGUACUUUGAGUUUGGCACCACAGAGACCAUCUCUGCCACGUGCAAGAAACUCAACGAGUGUAUCGAAGUGGAGUGUGAUGGUAUCAUCCUGGACCUCAGCAGCACGUCGUUGGAAGGCAUCGCCGUCCUCAACAUACCCAGCAUGCAUGGCGGCUCCAACCUGUGGGGCGAGACCAAGAAGAGGAGGAACUACAGCCGCAUGAGCAAGAAGGUUCCGGACAGGAUGCCCGCCAGUACCGUCACUGAUAUAAAGGAGCUCAAAUUCUGUGUUCAGGACCUGAGUGACCAGUUGCUAGAGGUGGUGGGUCUGGAGGGGGCCAUGGAGAUGGGGAAGAUCUACUCAGGCCUGAAGAGUGCUGGCCGUAGACUGGCCCAGUGUGCUAACGUCACCAUCAGGACAUCCCGGCUGCUGCCCAUGCAGAUCGAUGGGGAGCCUUGGAUGCAGCCCCCAUGCACGAUCAAGAUCACACAUAAGAACCAGGUUCCCAUGCUACUGGGCCCUCCUCAGAAGACCCCCUUCUUGUUCUUCAAGAGACGCAACAGAAGUCGGGACUAUGAGUGAGGAGGACACUUCAAACUCCCCCCUCUUCACAAACACAUUCACCAACCUCUUGGGACAACUCAAUAGGUCCCACAGACCAAGUCAUUGCCCCUUGGACCUACAGUACCACUUCAGAAUGAACUGACUUCCUCUCAGUGUAAUGACCACUUCCUGUGUAUCCAUGUUCUAGCUUCUAGAACUUCCUGUGAACUCUGAACUCUGACCCUGUCACUGGCACACUAGCUCAGUCAACCCCAGCUCCAGACUCAGCUUCAGCCCAGACCCAUCAGUAAUGCCACACUGCCUUGGCAAAACACAGUGCCAGCAGCAUAUAGGUUCAUCUAGGAUACUGCCUUGGUUCUCAAAUGGAGGGAUAGAUAGAUGGAGUGAUAAGGAAACACAUAAAGAGAGAGAGAGACAAAGAGAGAAGCAGCCGAAGGGGAAAUGGGAAGAAAAGAAAGAGUGCAAAAGAGAGAGAGCAAGGAAUGGGAUGAUUGACAAACAGCAUAUGAAAGUAGUGUGUGUGUGUGUGUGUGUGUGUGUGUGUGUGUGUGUGUGUGCGUGCGUGCGUGCGUGCGUGCGUGCGUGCGUGCGUGCGUGCGUGCGUGCGUGCGUGCAAGUUCUCCUUUCUCUUUGAGGAGCCCGUUGAAUAAUGGAUCAGAGCUUGUAGAGUAUUCACUCCAGUGUCUCUCCACGGCACAGAACACUGCACUGCCUGAGAGAUGAAACGGAAAGAGAUCAUCUAUUAUUGACUGCUUCGUUUACGCUUGACGGUGGCAGCAGGGCAAAACACACAGUAACAAUGGCCUGGGAAGCAUGGGAAACUCAAACUAACAUGCAGGGAUUUUUGCCCCCCAGCAUAUUUGCUCACAACAACCAUCUUUAGCCUAGUUUUGUAGAAUAUCAAUAGCUGAUCUGGUGUCAGGUCAAACAGAUGGCAGGGACUGGAGGUUUGUCUAUCUUCAUGUGGCUUAUUCACAUACUGUAGACAGGUCACCACACCAUCUUAGUAAGUGUAUAAACCCCUCUGAGACUCAGUCACACAGGCCAUCAACUUAGACUGGUUUUAUUGUUCUCCUCCAAAUGGCAAGGCCAUUGGUCCUUCGAGCCAGACCAGUGGAACAGAGCCCAGUGUACAGGGGAGACCAAAAGAGGUUGGAGAGAGACGUGGACCUUACUUAUAUGUAUCACUGUAGCGACGUGAGAUGAGAGAGGAGUCCCAUGUCCCCCUCAGAAGUGCCCAGUAGGAUCAGCUAUAGGUUGAAGAAAGAAACCCAGUGUAGAGAAGACCAAAGGAGUUUGGGGUGAGGAGUGGACUAGAUAUAUAUCACUGUAGAGAAUGUGAGAUGAGUCCAUUGCCCAAUCAGAAGAGCCCAGUAGGACCUCUAUAAGAGCAGAGUUCAGUGUAGAGGGAGAGGAGACUGAAGGAGGUUGGGUAGGCCCUUACUGUAAUGUUACAUGUAUCACCGUAGAGAUGAGAGAAGUCCCGAUCAGAAGUGCCCACUAGGAUAGCUUUAGGUUGAAUAAGCAGUAGUGCCUGCUGCCUAGCAGGAUAUCUAUAGGUUGAAUCAACAAGCCUCAUCCAUAGGUUGAAUCAACAAGCCUCAUCCAGCUACAGAUAUUCCAGAAGACUUUGAGAGAUUGAAAUGGAUUCAGCUACCUCGUGCUGGUAUAUAACAGCCUGCCCUGACUGCCCCAGGUCUUAGGGGUCUGAUUUACCAUAACGUGGACAGGAACUAAAUUUAACCUGCUAUUUUGGGAGGAUCUAUCCUGUGAAACACUAUUCCUAAUUACAGUGUAAAAACAUCAGCUCGCAAUGUGAAGUGUCCAAGAGUGCAAAACUAGGAGGCCAGGGAUGAGGGCUCGCUGGCUGUAAAAUGGUGGGUGUUAUUCCAAUCAUGUUUGUUGCUGGAUGGGACCAUUGAAGCAACAGGAAGAUAUGUUAUCAAUUGAAAUGGGCUGAACUGAAAAUCACACAUAGGAGUCAAACCUAACGGCAAAAGCUGAACAGGCAAGACACCCGUGUGGCAGAAUGUGGUAUCCAUCUACUACGAUAUACCACUACCCGUAUGAAAAUAUUACUGUCCCAACAAUAGUGGCCAACUAUAUAUGUGCAGAUACAGUAUUUGUAUAUUCUGGAAGAUGGUGUAUUACACAUAUAUUUUUAUUUUAUUUUAUUUAACCUUUAUUUAACUAGGCAAGUCAGUUAAGAACAAAUUCUUAUUUACAAUGACGGCCUAGGAACAGUGGGUUAACUGCCUUGUUCAGGGGCAGAACGACAGAUUUAGUUUUUGUGUUUUUAAUAAUAUAUUAUUAGUGUAGAGCUUUGAGGCAUCGCACUGAGCAAACACUGAUUGAAUCAAUGUUGUUUCCACGUCUAUUCCACGUUGAACCAAAGUAGAAUAGACAUUGAAUUGACAUCUGUGCCCAGUGGGAUAGUAUAGAAGAGUACAUACAGAUCAGUGUUCUUCAGUGUCUGGGGCUGGUUCACAACACAUUCCCUUUGGUGUCGAGCACCCUCAUACCCUAGGAUGUAGGGGUUAGGGUGCAGGGCCCAGGGGGGUGAGGGCAGAGUAAGCUUCCAUGGUACACUGAGUUUUUGUCCCAAAUGGCACCCUAUUCCCUUUGGGCCCAGGUCAAAUGUAGUGCACUGGGUAGUGAAUAUGGUGCCAUUAGGACUCACCAGAGCACCACUCACGGGGCGAGGCUUUGAUGUCUUCGCCCCGAGUUCCCUUUAAAACCACACUGAGCCGAGACUCUCGUGUCCAGGCCCCACUAAAACAGAGACACAUGUCCAAUGACCAUGGGGUAGAGGUAAAACAGUGGUUUAGUCCCAAGGCACCCUAAUCCUAAUAUAGUGUACUGCUUUUGACCAAAACCCUAUCAAAAGUAGUGCACUAUAUACGGAAUAGGGUGCCAUUUGGGACAAAGCCUUUAUCUCUGUGGACCACAGGUUCUGACCCUGCAACACCUCUAACCAGUACGUAUGGGAAACAUUUCAAUGACCACAUCACCUCUACAAUCCUAACAUAGCAUCAUUGGUCGACGGUCAUUGGACACAUUUUUUGUGUGUAGUCCUUACGGAGCCUGGAUCGAGGCGACUCAGUAAAAAGUGUGCAUGUUUACAGUUUACUUUUCAUUAAUGGGAAAGGAUGAUUUUAAAUUUAAACAGUUAUAAUUAUGUGUAAAUAGAUAUUUGAUUAUAUAUUUUAUCUCACCACCGCAUGCCUGCUGAAACAAAGGAGACAGAAAGAAAUGUCUGUCUGCUUGAGGAGAGACCACGCUGAUUGUUGCAACCCCCUCCCUCAAGCUAGGACCUGUCCUGCUGUCGGGUCAUAUUAGCUAUUCAACCCCCCAACCAAUCCUUUGCUUAAAAACCCAUGACCUUGUGUAUUUACUUUGUCUUUCCCUGUUGGUAGCUAGCAUAGCAUGUUGAUACUUCUGUGCUAGAAAAGGACAGUGAUGGCUUGUCUUGGUCAAAUAUAGAGACUUUCCAGGAGAAAUGUACACCAUUGCCAAGCGGCCAUUUUGUGAUUCAUCAUCUGGAGAUGGAAGAGAGACGCCGACAUGACAUCACAACCACAGAACUUAAUCCUAUCAGACGCUAUAUCAAUCCUCAAUGUUUGUGUUAUUCACCAGUCACCACUCAUCUCCAAUUCUGGUCAUCAGAAAUGAUCAAUAGCCUUAACUAACAAACAAAAGGAGCGGCUCUCUCGUGCUUUCUCUGCCAGGACACAACAACAGCACAAUUGCAAUACAAGCCACUGACUUAGAAGGAGUAAAACAAUAUAUAGAAACAAGUCAAAGAAUGAUGGUGACUAUCUCCUCUUACCCUGUGUUGCAAUAACUCACUGCCAUCACCAACUACCCGCCUGGUCUGUACCAUCACUGCCUAUGGUGUUGGUCCACUUCCACUUCCAACUACAUCCACUUCUAAGAGGAUUUGGUUUAGCCCAGGUUGUCAACGACGUCUGUAGAAUGUGGCCUCUCAUCAUUUUAAAAAGUAGGAGGGCCGGUGUGAGGACAUCCGUUUUCUUGUUGACAGAGUGUCCCUUGGCGGGUCCUGGUCAAAAGUAAUGUACAGUAUAUGGAAUAGGCUGCUGUUUGGGACAACACCAGUAAGUUGUCCACCGUGAUGCAGCAGGGAUUUCUAUGUACUGCACCGCAUCCACUGUUAUAAACAUAGCCAUAGCGUGUGGCCGUGGCCACUGUCUUUGUUGAUGUACAUGAUGUGAUGUGACUUGUUGAAACCACGCUGCCUCUGAGGUAACCUAAUGUAGGAGGUGUAAAAGAAAGGCCUGAAACUAGAUGCCGUACAUACUGGUCUUGACAAGAAGAAGAAAAAAACUGUCAGGGGAGGUUCUCUUCUGCACUGUUCAACCAAUCCAGUAAAUGUGGAGGAGGAGUUAAGACGGAGUGUCGCCUUGCUAACGUCCAAAAGCGGAAAUCGCGUCACAGGUUCUCUUUUUCAUUUCCACUGAAAACCAGAACAUCCUGUUGUUGGGAACUCGGCAGAGGCUGCCUCUGAGGUGACCUAGAGGAGGGAGUUUGAGUGGUGGUUAAAGGGGGUGUUUGUGGUGGUGUUUGUGGUGUAUCAAAUAAACCAAUUAUGAUGAUAGUAUACACAGUCUAUUACAAUUAGGAUCGUGUAGUUAAUUAAUCACUAAUAUCUACAUUCUUCCACUGAAUUGAGACAACCGGGCACAAAAAAGGCUCCCAUAUCCACACAAGCAUACCAUUUAGAAUAUGGCCAAUACGUUGCUGCAUUUUAAGUAGUAUUUCAGUUGGGAUUAUUGGAAUGGAGCCAAAGACAGUCUUCGUCACCAUCCUCCCCAUGUGUAACUAUUAUCCCCUUGUCUCCACUGUCACUCCCGCUUCCGACCUUGUUUUAUUUCCACCUUCAGAGACUCACAUAGGCAGUGAGGUUUAUCGUACUGUCACUGUCGUUGGUGCAAUCCUAUUCUUAGGCAUGGGCAGAUUAACUAACAGUAUUGAGUGACACUAGUGGCCAGGACACAUGCAGUAGAGCCAUGCAUACAGUCCAUUUCAUUCCUGAGUGUGAUGUUCUACAUGUAUGUAUAAACCCAUAGGCCUGUUGUGUUUACCAUAGAAAUAUAAUUAAUAGAAAGGGCUUGGAACAUUUGAUAAUAGAAAUUUGACUGCUAAAUUCAUGGGUACACUCAAAAUGGCUGCCAGUCCUCCCAUUAUUGCAUCAUUGACUUGAAUGGGGAGGCCCGUUCUACUUCUUCUAGUUCUGUGGUGUUUACCCCCUCAGGGUCAGUGUGGUAUGUAGCUAUCCAUACGCCUGUAGCACCCAAUGAGGAUCAAGGGCAGACAGUGACAGUAGCCCCCCCACCCACCCACUCCCUCUCUGUGAUUGGACAAAAAGAGGACCGUGAAUCAAUAUUCUCAUCUUGUGCCCUAGCUGCGUCUACUGUCUGUCAUUCUUCCUCGCUGGUAUGUUUGUUAGCUGUAUGUUGGCAUCCUCCAUUUUGAUGGACAAAAGAUUUAUCAAAUAAACAGAGGUUGAAUAUGCUAUGCACUCUGUUGGGUUUUGUUUUGGUGAUAUGGUCCAAUGAG